This is a messenger RNA of Lottia gigantea (owl limpet), 3228 nucleotides long. RefSeq lists its product as hypothetical. The transcript is spliced from 13 exons. The coding region runs from base 1 to 3228 and encodes 1075 amino acids. The record is from RefSeq and is a predicted model, not a curated record. NCBI's taxonomy places the organism in Eukaryota, Metazoa, Mollusca, Gastropoda, Lottiidae.
AUGAAUUUGAAAUGUGUCAUUGAAAUAGAUAAACAUGUUAUUAAGCUAGCUGAUGAGCUAGUGUACAGUAGAAAUGUUGCUGAACAGUAUUUUGUGUCUUUUGAUUUUGGAUAUUGGAUACUCCCAGACUGGUUUGUUGAUGAUGUGAUUGUAUACGAGUCUAACUACACUGAUUAUAAUGAUGCCUAUAAAAUCAGAAGUCUAACUGAUACCAGGCUAAGAGACAGUAACGUUACUACAGUAGGCUUUCAGCUUCACUGUGAUAUAAGAGCAGCCGUAGAUCUUGAUGGUCACUGGAGAUCGAGUUUUCCGUCAAAAAGCAACAAGAAGUUUAUUGGAAUGAUAGUUGAGAAUCCGGUUAUAAAUAUAAAAGAAGGAGAACAAACAAGAAUAAAGAUUCGGUCCACUGUUCCUAUUGGUUGUUCUGAACAUGAGGAGUGUACAUUAACAUUAACUGCUGAUAUACCCCAGGAAGGAGAAGAUCAAUGUGAACCUACUCCUACAGCUAAUGGUGGGUGUGGUUUGGCUAUUGAAACUUCCGAAUGGAACAAGUCGCAUCAAUUAAACAUCAGUUCAACUGUAACUGAAGAUUAUGGACAAGCGGUUAUUCAAAAGAAAAUAUUUCUACGAACGACGUAUGCAUAUUUCAGUCAACCUAUCUGGGGGAAUUAUUUCCUUCAGCCAGUAACGAUCUAUAUAGUCAAGGACACAUCACUCAUUGAAGACAGCUCUUGUAUAAUGUUUAGCAAUUUGUAUUUAUGGGAUUUCUACAGCAUCUGGGGAAUCAAAUCAUUUCAACUGGUUGGUACAUUCUACAUAUUUAAAAUGGAUAAUGUGGAGGCCCAGGUACAAGUAACGGAAUGUUCUGGAGAGACGGGAUAUUGUAUUUGUGGUGUUGUAGUAAGAGUAGGAAGAACUGCCUUUAUGAUCAACCACUGUAACCUAGGAUACUGGUAUAUUGACUAUAUAUUAUGUGACGAUGGUGGCGAUAUUCUUGAUGUAAGAAAAAUAAGAGAACAGUUGUUUGAGAUACAUUUCCCAAGUGGUUCAAAAAUAAGCAUCUCUCAGAAAGAAGACUGGCUGAUGAUAGCUAUAUUCCCAUCGAUGAGAGAUACCGAGAAAACAACUGGUUUAUGUGGUGAAUUAACAGCUAAUCAACCGACCGUGGAAUACAAUGACGUAUAUUUUAAUUCAUUCAGAGUCCAGGCAGAAGUGAACUUGUUUAAUCCGGACAACUGGGAAACCCUGCCUGAGUGGACUACACACACGGGCAGAUUCCAAUAUUGUCGUUGUAAUGAAUUAGCUGAUACAAUACGCUCAACUCUGGACUGUAGUCCAGUACCAGGGGCAACAACCUGUUCCUCAGAAACGGACUAUACCUUGUUCCAUAAAAAAAGAUGUAUCAAUCCUUUACGAAAGAAAAGAUCGCUUCCUCGGGGUUCACAACCUGAAAUAGUACACCACCGACGACCCAAACGGGAUGUAAGUUGGAAGAAUGGAUGGACUAUGGACAGUGCUAAUGAAUAUUGUUCUGGUCUGUUUAAUAAUUCUAUGGUUAUUAAGAGAUGUGAAGGUAUAAGAGGUAUUAAUAUUGAAGGGGCUAUAGAAACAUGUGUCAGAGAUAUACAGCUCAGUGGAGCUGAUUUGUUUGCUAUCUCAGCCAUAUCGUAUAUCAGUUCACAAUGUUUACAUGAAGCCAGAAUGAAUCGGAGUUUAAGGGAAGAAAAGGUAGAAAACGGUAAAACUAUUCUGGAGUUGGUGAAAGAAGUUGCUUGUCCUGGGGAAUGUUCAGAUCGGGGACUUUGUGAAGACGGUAAAUGUAUCUGUAACUCUGGGUAUAUUGGAUCCGACUGUUCAGUAUCACUCAAUGAACCACCAUUAGCUCACAAUCUAGAAGCUGAUGGACAUUGUGAUUUAUCAGUAGACGAUUGUACUGAUGUGGCUGUUUUUGGUGGAAGAUUUGUAGAUGCUGACCAGACCAAGUGUAAACUGUUACCAUUUGAGGUAAUAGAGAAUGACCACGUUACUGUCAGUGAAGAAAGAAUAAUACAAACAGCAGUAUUUGAGAGUAUUGGAGAAGUAACGUGUAAAUUACCAUCUAGAAAACGUAGAAGAAGAUCAGUAGAUGUACCAGUUAUUGAUGAAACUGUGACUGGUUAUAAAGUCUCCGUAUCUAAUAAUGGUCAGAACUACAGUCAACAGUUAAAUCUCAUCAUAUAUAAUACAGAAUGUAUAAACUGUAAUAUAGAUAACUCGAAUGAAAUGAACUGCUCAUUUUCGGUUAACUAUUGUAUUAUAGAUACUAUAUGUUAUAGUAAUGGUUUAUUUCAGUCUAACUAUUGUAUUAUAGAUACUAAAUGUUAUAGUAAUGGUUUAUUUCAGUCUAACCAUUGUAUUAUAGAUACUAAAUGCUAUAGUAAUGGUUUAUUUCAGUCUAACUAUUGUAUUAUAGAUGCUAUAUGUUAUAGUAAUAGUUUAUUUCAGUCUAACUGUUGUAUUAUAGAUGCUAUAUGUUAUAGUAAUGGUUUAUUUCAGUCUAACUAUUGUAUUAUAGAUACUAUAUGUUAUAGUAAUGGUUUAUUUCAGUCUAACUAUUGUAUUAUAGAUGCUAUAUAUUAUAGUAAUGGUUUAUUUCAGUCUAACUAUUGUAUUAUAGAUGUUAUAUGUUAUAGUAAUGGUUUAUUUCAGUCUAACUAUGGUAUUAUAGAUGCUAUAUGUUAUAGUAAUAGUUUAUGUCAGUCUAACUAUUGUAUUAUAGAUGCUAUAUGUUAUAGUAAUGGUUUAUUUCAGUUUAACUAUUGUAUUAUAGAUGCUAUAUAUUAUAGUAAUGUUUUAUUUCAGUCUUACUAUUGUAUUAUAGAUGCUAUAUAUUAUAGUAAUGUUUUAUUUCAGUCUAACUAUUGUAUUAUAGAUGUUAUAUAUUGUUAUAGUAAUGGUUUAUUUCAGUUUAACUAUUGUAUUAUAGAUGCUAUAUGUUAUAGUAAUGGUUUAUUUCAGUCUAACUAUUGUAUUAUAGAUGCUAUAUGUUAUAGUAAUGGUUUAUUUCAGUCCUACUAUUGCAUUAUAGAUGUUAUAUGUUAUCAUAAUAUUUUAUUUCAGCCUGAUCAUUGUAUUAUGGAUAAUGUAUGCUAUGGUAAUGGUACUAUGUAUAAUACUGGUGACAGAGAAUUUACAUGUCGAACUGACAGUGGUGGAAAAGCUUGGCUACCUGGUAAUUAUCGUAAUUGA